Limanda limanda (common dab) is the source of this 2159-nucleotide messenger RNA. RefSeq names its product TATA box binding protein (Tbp)-associated factor, RNA polymerase I, B (gene taf1b). Gene Ontology annotation, cellular component: RNA polymerase I core factor complex; RNA polymerase transcription factor SL1 complex. The annotation marks the transcript as partial. The record is from RefSeq and is a predicted model, not a curated record. The transcript has 14 exons. Gene Ontology annotation, biological process: nucleolar large rRNA transcription by RNA polymerase I; RNA polymerase I preinitiation complex assembly. Lineage: Eukaryota; Metazoa; Chordata; Actinopteri; Pleuronectiformes; Pleuronectidae. Gene Ontology annotation, molecular function: RNA polymerase I core promoter sequence-specific DNA binding.
GGGUUCCAGCAGCCCUGCCUCCAGUGCUCCCAGGUGACCUGGGGGAUUUCAGACGACGGACGCUUCUACUGCAGAUCCUGUCACAACGUCAUCGAGAGAACCAAAGAGGUGGUGGACACCACCUUCACCCCCGGCUCCACCAGGAUCUCCACCAUCGGCCGAGGGACGAGACGCAGGAAACCAGAGGGGGGGCGUCAGUGGAGGAUCUGUGAAGGGUUCCAGUUCAUCCUGAGGAACCAGGCCGACGCUCUGCUGGGACUCGGAGUCUCUGCUCACUUCAAGGACCAGGUGUUGCUUCAGCUGUGGAGACUCUACCUGCAGAAGAGUCGCCAGGCCUUCACCAGCCGCCCGCUGAGGAGCUCCCGGCUCCGAGUGCAGCGUCCGGGAUCCGAGUCGGACAGCGUGGGCGGGUCCUCGGUGGCGUCGGCCAGUGAGACGGACGCAGACACCAACGCCUCCAUCACAGAGAGCUGCUCUGAUUGGCCGCAGGGUUCGGGCUCCUCGGACGUGGUCGCCUACCUGACGGCUCGUCAGAGGCGGAGUCACGGGCUGAUGAACAUGUCCAAGACGUUGGCUCUGAUCCACCUGGCGCUGCUCUGGAGCCGCGAGUCUCUGACGCUCAGCGACCUGCUCAGGUUGGUGAACGAAGGUCACGUUCCGUACGUUAACGCCUUCGAGGAACUUCCAGAGGAGAUGAAGCUCGAGGGUAAAGACGCUCUCGUCUUCAGAGUCGAGAGCGUCCCGUCCCACCGGCUCGUCCGGCGCCAGGCUCAGACUCUGCUCCUGUUCCUGCAGCUGCAGAGCUUUCCUCCAAUCAGCCGCCAGAGUCUGCUGCACCCGGCGCUGCUCAGCCUGCGCUACCUGGCCGACGCCAACCUGCCCGACGCUCUCCACCCGUGGGUCUGCCGCCUGAUGGACGACGCCGGUUUGGUGGAUUUCACGUUCGACGCCACGUCUUGUCCCGUCCUGCCGCAGUACGACGUCCAGACCGCCGCCGUCAUCGUCGUCACCAUGAAGCUCCUCUUCGGCCUGGACGACCACACAGAGUGGGAUUUAUCCGACGGAUCCGGUGUCCAGCCGGACGCAGGAAACAUGUUUAACCUGAGGAGGUGGUUCCGGCUGACGCAGGCUGCUCUGAUGGCAGCUCAGCAGAAGAGACGCCACGACGCCGCCAGGAAACAGUGGAAGGCCAAGAAACCUCUCUACCCGAGCAGAUCCUUAAAAGCUGUUGUGAUGAAGAGGAAACGGACAGCAGAGCAGGUCCAGAUGUGUUUUGAAAAGCUGUCUUCUCGUCCCGUGGGCGUCCAGCGCUGCGUUCCCUCCAGCUUCACAUUCUGCUGGGGGGACGAGGACGGAGCAGACGGUCCCAGUCUGCACCACAAGACGCUGGACCGAGUCCUGACCCGGAGACACAACGUCCAGACACUGUCCAACACAGCUUACUGGCACACGGCGCUGCGAGUCUGCGACCCCAAGAAGUGCAGGAGUCAUUACUCGGAGGUGGAGGCGACGCUGCCUCGCUCCUUCGUGUGGCUGCUGCAGCUCUUCUCCUUCCUGCUGAGCGUGGAGCCCGCCCACCUGUACGAGGAGGUGCUGAAGGUGGAGAGACGAGUCCUGGACCGCAGACACCUGAAAGGACGGGGACGACCCCCGGGGCCGAGGACACGACGGUCACCUGAUGACUCCGAUCCUCCGAACAACGCUGCUGCUUCUGGUUUAUCACAAGUUCCUGAAGAAGUCAGAGAAACGCAGUGACACAAACUCAGCAGCAGGGGGAGACUCACAGAAAAGACAAACCGAGUGAACAUGUUUGUUGGUCGUGCACGCAGCUCACGUGCACGCAGCUCACGUGCACGCAGCUCACGUGCACGCAGCUCACGUGCACGCAGCUCACGUGCACGCAGCUCACGUGCACGCAGCUCACGUGCACGCAGCUCACGUGCACGCAGCUCACGUGCACGCAGCUCACGUGCACGCAGCUCACGUGCACUCUGAAAGUUAGAGGGGAAACUUCUCAGACACAAACUUAAGAAUGAAAAACAUUUUGUUUCUUGGAUUUAAAUCAGAACAAUUAAAAUGUUCCUGAUCUUGAAUCAUAAAGACAUAGAAAAAAUAUUUCUCUUGUUUCAUAAUGAAAUCUGCUAAAAAAAUAAAAUAAA